ACCUACUAAGUCUGUGAUUGUAUGGUUGUAGCAGAUUUUAGCAUGGUUUUCGUUCACAAAAAUAAAACAUAAAAUAAAUUGAUUUUAUAACUUUUAAAUGAAUCUCUGUACCACAUAAACCUUACUGUAGCUAUGGCAUCGCCUCACAAUGUAUCAGUCGAUCAGGUGCGCCAGAUAUUGUGUGAAGUGAUAGAUGCCCUAGAGUGUCCAGAUUACUCAUCGAAGCUGGACGAAGCCAAAGAAGCUGCUGGAAACGAGAUGCUAAAAAUGAUGCAGAUAGUAUUCCCAAUGGUGGUGCAAAUCGAAAUGGAAAUCAUCAAACGUCAUGGUUUUUGCAAUUCCAGAGAAGGUAUUGUGCAGUUCACCCAACUGGUUCGUGAAAUGGAAAGUAUGGAUAGUGAGGUGGCACGCUUACACGCCCAGAUCCGCAGUCAUUACCUGCCACCAGUCUCCAUCAGCUCUACUGUGGACACUUCUCUCUAAGAGGAAAAUCUUCGGUUAUGAGGAGGCCUCCUUAGGUUCCAAUAUGCCGCAUAGGAGGAAAAAGUAUAAACUGUUAAUUGUAGUGUGUGUCGUGAUAUUUUUGUGCUAUUUCUUCGGUGUCAGUGACUACAUUAAUUCAAAGAGUUUCGAGGACGAUUUCGAUUACCCUUUGAACGUAGACAUCGUGCCUCUAGUAGACGAGGUGCUGACGGGUAUGAAGGCGAGCGUAUCACCUAUCAAUUAUUACCCAUAUAGAUUUUUAACAAACUCUGGGAAAUGUAACACUAUAGAAAAAUUAGAUUUAUUCAUAGUCGUCAAAUCUGCAAUGCAACAUUUCGGUCACAGAACAGCUAUCAGACAGACUUACGGUCAAGAAGAUUUGAUACCCGGUAGAAUAAUUAAAAUACUCUUUUUCCUGGGUGUAGACAACCGUCAUCAUAAAACGGAACUCCAGAAACAUAUAGAUGAGGAGAUGAUCAAAUUCAAAGAUAUAAUUCAGAUGGACUUUCAUGAUAAUUACUACAAUAACACGAUAAAAACAAUGAUGUCCUUCCGUUGGUUAUAUGAACAUUGUGCCACUGCUGAUUAUUAUUUAUUUACCGAUGAUGAUAUGUACAUAUCUGUCAAUAAUCUACUGGAUCACAUACACGAUGAAAUAGUGCCUGUUAAAGAAGCUAAAAGUGGUGUAGAGAAGCACCUGUACACUGGUUACGUGUUCAUGUCUUCGCCCCUCAGGCUCAGGACUAGUAAAUGGCGUGUUUCCUUAGACGAGUAUCCGUGGGACAAAUGGCCGCCGUACGUGACGGCCGGCGCUUACGUUCUGUCUAAUAAAUCCAUGAAAGUAUUGUACGUUGGUAGUUUAUUUGUGAAACAUUUUCGUUUUGACGACAUAUACCUGGGUAUCGUCGCAAAGAAAGUUGGCGUGAGACCUGAACAUUGUGCGAAGUUCCAUUUCUACAAGAAACAGUACGAUAAGGAAGGUUAUAGAGACGUCAUAGCCUCCCAUGGAUACGAUGACCAUGAAGAACUGGUUAGGGUUUGGAACGAGCAAAACAGUAUACGUGAGCGAUAAAUUCUGUUUAAAUUGUCCUAACUCCUAUUAAAAUAACAAUUGCCUCAUUUGGCAUUGCAAUCUCUUGACAAUAU
Molecule: messenger RNA, 1629 nt
Organism: Diatraea saccharalis (sugarcane borer)
Lineage: Eukaryota; Metazoa; Arthropoda; Insecta; Lepidoptera; Crambidae
Source: the annotation of a GenBank genome assembly